Messenger RNA from Gambusia affinis (western mosquitofish), 3253 nucleotides. RefSeq names its product SUN domain-containing protein 3-like. The transcript has 10 exons. NCBI's taxonomy places the organism in Eukaryota, Metazoa, Chordata, Actinopteri, Cyprinodontiformes, Poeciliidae. Gene Ontology annotation, cellular component: nuclear envelope; meiotic nuclear membrane microtubule tethering complex. The record is from RefSeq and is a predicted model, not a curated record. Gene Ontology annotation, biological process: nuclear envelope organization. Gene Ontology annotation, molecular function: protein-membrane adaptor activity. Bases 130 to 1077 code for a protein of 315 amino acids.
UUUGUCAUUAAAGGAGAAAUGUUUUACUGAAUUUUCUCAUUUGUGCUUGCGGACUUCGGAGAAGAGAGACGUUCAAGAGUUCAAGAGAGUUUUACUUAAUUUCAACUGAAAUAUAGUAAAAAUACAAGGAUGAAACAAAUCGUGAGAAGAAGUGUUCGACUUGUGUUAAAUAGAUAUUAUGGAGCGGAUGGAAAACCAACGAUCUCCUAUAAAGAGACCAGGAUCAGGAAGUGGACAUACCGUCGGUAUUACCACACAUCAAAAGAAGAGACCUCUUCAGGAAACCACAUCAGCUGCAGCAGCAGCAGCUGCAUCAAUAGGGACCUAUUGAUGCUCACGCUGAAACAUUGUUUUAUCAGCGUCAUAUUUCUUGCCCUGUUUUACGGAUUUACCAGCAUUCUUGUUCCUUUGAUGAAACCUCCGGUUUCUUCACGCCCCACCAUAAACACAUUUUUGGUCCCAGGAACUGAAGAUCAGGAAAGACAGAAACAGGAAAUGAAGGAUAUUCUGGCUGACCUGCAGCAUAAGAUGGACUACCUUCUUCCAUCUGCAGAUUUAUUACCAAACUUUGCACUGAAAUCACAAGGCGCAAAGGUUUUACAAUGGAUGCCAUCGGCCGUACAUCCUGGCCAAAUACAGAGAUGCAGUGGGUUUGGCUUUGCCCCAGAACAGCCAUCGAUCCACCCAGACAUUGUUAUUCAGGGGAGGACUCGCCUACACCCAGGAGAGUGCUGGGGAUUUGAAGGUUCCCAGGGACAUUUAGUCAUCGCCCUGUCCCACAGAGCUGUCAUUAGUCAAGUCACCUUGGGUCACAUUCCUAAAAUGGUGUCUCCAACUGGUAACAUCUGGAGUGCUCCCAAGGAGUUUUCUGUUUAUGGAAUGAGGGAGCCUGAACAGGAAUGGACUCACCUGGGAACUUUUAUCUAUGAGGAGGAUGGAGAUCCUCUUCAGACCUUUGAGCUACCGAGCCACGAAAAAGUGGCCUUUAGCUCCAUAAAGCUUCAGAUAAAUAACAACUGGGGACAUCCAGAGUACACCUGCCUCUACAACGUCCGAAUCCAUGGAGAGAUCGCUUAAUCAGGAUGGAUUGAAGGUAAGUAUGGACUCAGGUAAGAUUUCUAACUUUAAGUUUUUCUAAAGCUUCUUUGAUUUCUUUUAGGCUAAUUUCUUGAUCACUUGUUUGUUUCUACCCACAAACACCUUUGUGGGUAGAAAACAACCCAUUAACAAACAAUCAUUUGUUAAUGGGUAAAAAUUAGGAGCAGGAGAAAACAUUAGGGUACAAAACAGGGCUUUCAAAUUUCAAACGUGUAAACAUCCAUUUCAUUUAUACAUAUUUUGCCUAUCUGCGCUACUUGUGCCUGCAUUUUAUUAUAACUACAACUAAAUUGUAGUUAUGUAGGCAUGCGGCUCAGGUGGUCGCUGGGGCAGAAACCCGGGCAUGGAUGAGUUUGAAGAUUUCAUGGAGAACAACUUCCCUAUGGCUUCAAGACGAUUCUGGCAUCUCAGCAGGAGGGAACUUCGGAUUGAGAUCUUCACCUUGGUCAUGGAAUACUGGACCAGCUCUACACCCACAGCAGGCUCUUGGAGGGUGCAUGGAAGUUCACUCAGCCAGUCUACAUCUGCUUUGUGGACUUGGAAGAGGCGGCCGACUGUGUCCCACUGGGAACCCUGUGGGAGGUACGCUAGGCCCUCCCAGUGGGUGUCUGAGCUUGGUCUGCAUUGCCGGCAGUAAGUCGGGCUUGCUUCUGGUGAGAGCUGGCCUCCACAAAGGUUGACCUGAUUCUGUCUAUAACUUUUAUGGACAGAAUCCCCUGGUCCUUCUGUGGAGUUGAGAGUGUCCGUUUUGGUGGCCUUAGGAUUGUGUCUCUGCUUUUCGCAGAUGAUGUAGUCCUAUUGUCUUCAUCAGAAUGACCUACGGCCUUCACUGGAGCAGUUCGCAGCCGAGUAUGAAGUAACUAGGAUGAGGAUCGGUCACCUGUUAGAUCACUGUAUGAUCGCUGUCUGUGCGUGGUCUUCAUUGCCGGCAGUAAGUCGGGCUUGCUUCUGGUGAGAGCUGGCCUCCACAAAGGUUGACCUGAUUCUGUUUAUAACUUUUAUGGACAGAAUCCCCUGGUCCUUCUGUGGAGUUGAGAGUGUCCGUUUUGGUGGCCUUAGGAUUGUGUCUCUGCUUUUUGCAGAUGAUGUGGUCCUAUUGUCUUCAUCAAGGCGUGACCUACAGCUUUCGCUGAAGCAGUUCGCAGCCGAAUGUGAAGCAGCUAGGAUGACCUGUUAGGUGACCGGUGUCAGAGAAGUUUAAGUUUUGUGGGAUUUUGUUCAAAACUGAGGGAAAUUUGGAGCAGGUGAUCGAUAGGCAGAUUGGUGCAGUGUCUGCUGUAGAGAAGGCACUGUACCGGUCUGUCAUCGUGAAGAUAGAGCUGAGGUAAAAGGUAAAGCUCUAGAUUUACUGGUUGAUCUGUGUUCCUACUCUCAGCUGUAUUCAUGAGGUUUGGGUCAAGCGGCCGAAAUGAGUUUUCUCCGCAGGUUCUCUGGGCUGUGCCUUAUACUCAGGGCAAGAAGGUCAGUCAUCCGGGAGGGACUCAGAGUAGAGCUGUACUUCUCCAUGUCUAGAGGAGCCAAUUGAGGAGGUGUGGGCAUUUGGUCAGGCUUCCUACAAGCCUCCCAAGUGAACUGUUCUGAGCAUAUCUCACCGGGAGGAGUCCCGGAGGAAGACUCAGGACACGUUGGAGAGACUAUAUUGCUUGGCUGGCCUGGGAAUACAUUGGGGUUCCCUGGGUGAGCUAGCCCAAGUGGCUGGGGAGAGAGAAGUCUGCACCUCCUUACUUAGGCUGCUACCCCAGUGAACAAACCCGGAUAGGCAAAAGAAAAUGGAUUGAUGGAUGGAUGGAUACAACUAAAUUGAACAUUCGUAACAGAAUGUUAAUAUUUUCAUAUAAUUGGAAUGUUUUGGAUUCAAUGUUUUCUCCAGGUGAUCUAGUUUUCCACAAAAACAAGGGUUAGCUUUAGAGAACAAUGGUUGUAAGAGGUACAUUCAUUGUACCUCUUACAACAAUCCAGGAUAUUGCCUGGAUUAUGUUUGUUGUUUGUUGUCCUGUGUUUGUGUUUUUUCCAUUCUCUAUCUACAGGUUACAGUGCUGUGGUUCUGGAGCUUCGCCAUCCCUCUCUCUACGCCUCCUUGCCUCCACGAUGUGCUGCUCUACAUCCUUGUCAUGCACAGUCCCAGCAUUGUGUUUGUGUCUCUUUUCUAUCUUCG